AUGAACCUCGACGGCGCCACGGCAGCUGACGAUGUCCUCUUUGGCGACGCGGAGGCGGCGACAGUGCCGCCCUCGCUGCUUGCCUCAGCUGUGGUGAUGGACAUCGCGAUGCACCCGCGCCUGCCGCUCUUCGCCGCCGGCCUUGUAACGGGGGAGGUGGAGGUACACGAGUACCGCACUACCGAGACGCGGCGACGGCCCAUCACGCAGCAGUACUUCGCUAACACCGACGCCACGUUGCAGGCGAGCCCGUACAACCUGCGCAUGCACCCCCGAGGCAGCGUCGCCGCGAUGGAGUUCACGGAGGAUGGGAACUAUCUCGUGACGGCGAGCAGUGAUCGCACAAUCAGCGUCCUGGACUGCGUCGCGGAGAGCAUUGCACUGCACAUCGGCUCCGGUGAGACAUCAAAGAAGUCAGUGACGAGCAAUACAGGCAAGAAGAACAAGAACGCCCCGGAGACGAAAGGAAUCACCAAAAAGAGGGAGAAGAAUCCCCAUAAGUUUGGUAUAUCCGCCUUGAAUGUCUGUGAUGAAAAAAUAGUGGCCACCGGAGACGAUGAUGGCAUGAUUGUCCUUUGGGACAUGCGUCAACGGGCGCCGGCGCACCGAUACCACGAGCAUGGCGACUACGUCUCGCAGAUGGUGUACUUCUCUGACAUUCAAGAGCUCGUCUCCAGUAGCGGCGACACAUGUCUUGGCGUAUAUGACCUGCGCGGUGGAAAAAUCCGCGACUACAGCGAGAAGCGGAAGGAUGAGUUGAGCUGCUUCGCGUUCGUAAACAACACGGGGAAUAACACAAAUACAUUCAUACCUAGCAUCGUCUGUGGGACACCGAACGGUGGCCUGCCUGUGUGGAAGUACGGCUCCUGGCGACGACCGUACGAUCAGCUUGAACGGCACCCGGCUGAGUGUGAGAGCAUUAUCUCUUUCAACAACCCCGACAGCACGUUCAACCACAACAUCAUCCUCACUGGUGCCUGUGACGGCCUCGUUCGAGUAAUUCAGAUGUACCCUGUACGUCGCAACCUGUGCCAGCUUAGUGCGAGAGACUUCACCUACUCACACCACAACUCGCUCGGCGGGAAGAACAGCGGCAGUCACGCCAACACAGCGGUGCGCCGGCAGCGGGGUAACGAGGGGAUCCGUCGCAUGCGGUUGAGCCACGAUUCGGCAAUGCUUGCGGUGUGUGGCACCGACGACAUCAUCGACUUUGUUGACGUGCGUUUCAUGUCGGACGAGCGCGAGCUGGACCGUCUGAGGUCGCAGGCGGAGCAGCAACACAUGGCGGUGCUGCGGGAGAUGGAGCGGGAGCGAGAGCAGGAGCAGGGUCUCGAGUCCACAGACUCCGACAGUGACGAUGAUGACAGCAUGGACAGUGAGAGUGAUAAGGGGGCAAAGAAGAAUGCUGGCAGCAGCAGCACACGCGCCGGUAACUCAAGUGCAGCUAAGAGAAGCCGCGAGAAGGAUGAUGAUGGCAGCGACGAAGAGGAAGAGACCGACAGUGAUGAGGAGGAGGAGGAGGAGGAAGACGCGAAUCCAAAGUCGGAGCGCCAGAAAAAACGUGAGCGUGCCGCCGCCGCGAAGUGGCUAAAGGCGGACAAACGGAAAAAAGUGAACUUCACCUUCGAGAAGCGGCGACGGCGCGUGCAUGGUUUCUUCGGCGACAUAUGCUCCUGA
This is a messenger RNA of Trypanosoma grayi, 1677 nucleotides long. Its product is annotated as WD domain containing protein. Gene Ontology annotation, molecular function: protein binding. The transcript has a single exon. The record is from RefSeq and is a predicted model, not a curated record. The coding region runs from base 1 to 1677 and encodes 558 amino acids. NCBI's taxonomy places the organism in Eukaryota, Euglenozoa, Kinetoplastea, Trypanosomatida, Trypanosomatidae.